This is a messenger RNA of Babesia ovata, 2580 nucleotides long. RefSeq lists its product as uncharacterized. The transcript has a single exon. The coding region runs from base 1 to 2580 and encodes 859 amino acids. The record is from RefSeq and is a predicted model, not a curated record. NCBI's taxonomy places the organism in Eukaryota, Apicomplexa, Aconoidasida, Piroplasmida, Babesiidae.
AUGUCUUUCCUUCAUGGAGUUUUAGAUAACAUUCAUCCUAAAUUAGGCUUACAUAAAAACACUUUAGAUACCGCACUUAACUCACUUAAAGACACAAAUCUUAAUGGUAUUGCUAAAUACAAGGCGGCGAUAGCCGCGGUGGCCGAUGGUGUACAUGACUAUAAUGAGAGAGUGGCAGCGUCGAAUGAGAGUGUUAGUGAUGUUAUUACUACAUUGCGUGAUAGUGUUGGACAGACUUUAACAGAUAAGUUGAAUGCCAUAAAUGAAAAUAAUGUUUCUCAGGACGCUGACCUUUCCAGUGCUGUGAAGUCGGCGGAGGCCUUGGUCAAGACGUAUGCUUCUAAAGGUACGGAUUUCAAAAAUGAUUUUCGUGAUAAAAUAUAUGACGAUUCCAGAGACGCUUCGAGUGGUAGACGCGCCGAAUACAGAAACGGCCUGCGUGUUAACAGGCCUGUGAAGUAUGAAGACAAGGAGGAUUUUAAGGACCUGAAUGCUGAGUUAAGAUUAAAAAUAGAGACGGCGAUCGAUAAUAUUGUUCAUGAAGGUAAGCGUCUCGGUGAACUGUCGGCCAAGGAAAAAACAGACUUGGGGGAAAUGAUUCAAACGAUCAAUGAUUCUUUGGGUGGGCUAAAGAGAUGUGUGACUAAGAAAAUUAAUGAGGAUGUUAUGGCUCUUGUUCGGCAGGUGAAGGAGAAGGUUACAGGAAUUUUCAAAUUGCUUAAGGAGAUUGAAAGGAAGCUGCGGGAUUAUUUGGAAGCUCUACGAAAGUGGAUUAACGAGACGGACAUUGAUGUGGAUGAGGCAAUGAAGGAGGUGAAAAAGAUUGCGCAUAAAGAUGUCGGGUGGCCAAAGGAUGAUGUAAUAAGGCAGAAAACAAAAGAAUUGAAAGAGAAGGGUGAAUAUGUUUUCGAGCAAUUUGAGAAUGCGAAGAAUCAAGUUGCUACUAAUGUAAACGCCGCGCUCCAGGCCGUGAAAACGAUGGACGCGCAGCUGAAGCAGGAUUUGUUUGGGGUGAGGGGGGAGAUAAAAGGGAAGGUGGAUGCUAUUACAAAGAGGAUUGGGGAGCUUGGGGAGGUGUUUAGUGAUCAAAAAGGCACUCCAAAAAACAUUGAUGAGGUGUUUGACAAGAUUAGGAAUAAGGUUAUUCAAAUUAAUGGGCAGGCGGGAGAUAAUGAUGCAUUUGCCAUGGGAUUCGAGGGCAUUAAAAAGGCUGUUAAGGAGUAUGCGGAGGGGUUUAGGGACGCAAAUUUUGAAAAUACAGUGAAGGGGUGGAUUCAGAAGAUUUUGGAAACAGAGACUAUUGUGAAAGAGAAAAUUGAUGGGUAUUUAAAAGACAACACGAGUCAACUGAGCACCAAUUAUAAUUCUUAUGGAACUACAGGAAUGAAUAUAAAUAUUGUUAGCAAAAUGUCCGCUAAAAUAAGGGAUGAGCUCAUUAGCGCUGUUAUUUCACCAGCUAACCUUAAAUUCCCUAAACUAGCAGUCAACGACAUGAAAUCCAAUGUGGAAUAUAUUCAAGGCGCCUGCAAGGCAUUCGCCGAAGAGCUUGAGACGGCGAUCAAAAAAGCUAUUAAGCUUGCAGAGGAACAGCCCGGCAGGAACUUUACGCUGUCGAUAACCAUAAAAGACAAAAUAAAGGCUGAUGUUUUGAAUCCGACAAGCUACGGCAAUGAAAAGUCCCAAUAUAAGCUUCAAGAAGCCAUCAAGCUUCUACUUCAUCAACUCGUCGGUGCGGCCAGAGGGGCAGCUAAGGAGCUCCACUCUUUAGCACUCGAGACCAGACCACCCGGGUCCAGCCCAGGAAGCAUUGCAGAGAAAAUAAAAGAAGCACAUACAAAUGUUAAGUCACUUAACGGUCAGCUUGACACGGCGACUGGGAAAAUCAGCGGCAGGGCGUCUGGUACCAACCCUAACCACGCCCAAGCCGUCGACAAAGCGAUCGAAGCGGUGGGCGCCACGCUCGAGCAGCAGUUGCCGAACGGCAGUGAUAAUACUCAUGUCAAGCUUAAGGACGCCACAAGUUUCAGCCGUUACAACACGCACGUCUCCCAAGACGAAGAGGCACUGAAAGCCCUUGCGUCCGGUAACCUAGAGAAUAUAAAAGGCGCCCUUCCAGAGGCGAUCAAGGGGAUCAGGACGCAGGUGGAGACGGACUUCCAAGCUGUGAAUGCCGCUACUAAAAAUAAGAAGGAAUUCGCAACAUUGUCCGAAGCCAUUACCUCCAAUCUGAAAUCUCUCACUGAUACCGUAUCACAGGUCGGCCAAAAAAUCAACGCCAAAUUGACUGAGCUUAAGAGUAAGAUCGGUAAAAAGGAACACGGUAAAUCUGCUACGGAUAACACACUUCAAAAAAUACAUGAAAAUCUUGAAAAACUACUGAACAAUGAAUUGAAUACAGCCAUCCAAAACACCGACAAUCUCCUUAAAAGUGAAGUUUCCAAAUACCAACAACAAUGCAUCCAAUCACUUGAAUCCCACGUGGACUCCGAAGUAAAAGAAGCCAUCGAGAAACUCACCACCCAGGCUAAUAAAAAAUUAUGUAACAUCUAUCAAAGAGAUGCUGAAUGCAUUCGCCGAUAG